This is a messenger RNA of Coccomyxa subellipsoidea C-169, 918 nucleotides long. RefSeq lists its product as hypothetical. The record is from RefSeq and is a predicted model, not a curated record. NCBI's taxonomy places the organism in Eukaryota, Viridiplantae, Chlorophyta, Trebouxiophyceae, Coccomyxaceae. The transcript has 7 exons. Gene Ontology annotation, molecular function: oxidoreductase activity, acting on the CH-OH group of donors, NAD or NADP as acceptor; NADP binding; NAD binding. The coding region runs from base 1 to 918 and encodes 305 amino acids.
AUGACCAGGGAACUGCAGGCCAGCACCAUCGUAGCAUCUGGUGCUCCCAAUGAGAGCCUGAAAGUCGGCUUCUUGGGCCUCGGCAUCAUGGGCGUUGCCAUGGCCAGGAACCUUCUAAAGGCAGGCUAUGAGGUCACAGUGUGGAACCGCUCUCCUGACAAGUGCAAGCUGCUGGAGGCGGAGGGCGCCAAGGUGGCAGCUUCCCCUGAAGAGGCGGCAGCUGCCUGUGACAUCACCCUCGCCAUGCUGGCAGACCCCCCUGCGGCGCUGGCCGUGGCCGAGCAAGCAGUCAAGGGCCUCUCCAAGGGCAAGGGUUACGUGGAUGUGUCGACUGUGGACGCCGGCACCGCGCAGCACAUCUGCAAGCUGGUGCAUGCGGCGGGCGCGCAGUAUUUGGAGGCGCCGGUGUCGGGCUCCAAGGGACCGGCAGAGCAGGGAACGCUGAUAUUCCUGGCAGGGGGCGACGAAGAAUUGUACCAGAGCUCUGGGCCGCUGCUGGACGUCAUGGGCAAGGCCAAGUUCUUCCUAGGGCCGGUGGGCAAGGGGGCCGGCAUGAAGCUGGUGGUGAACAUGGUGAUGGGCGCCUACAUGGCAGCUUCCGCUGAAGGACUCGUCCUCGCAGAUGCGCUCGGCCUCAAGCAGCAGGACCUCGUGGACGUUGUGGCUCUCGGCGCUGUUGCCACCCCCAUGCUGGCUCUCAAGGCGCCUGCGAUGAUAGAUGGCAGCUAUCCGACGGCGUUCCCCCUGAAGCACCAGCAGAAGGACCUGCGACUGGCGCUCGAGGCGGCCGGAGAAAGCAGCCUCAGCCUGCCAGUGGCUGCAGCAGCCAACGACCUCUAUCUUGAGGCUCAGGCGAAGGGGCUGGGAGACGCUGACUUCAGCGCUGUGCUUGAGAGUGUCAAGCCUGCAUCUGCAUGA